This is a messenger RNA of Scleropages formosus (Asian bonytongue), 1086 nucleotides long. RefSeq names its product T-cell surface antigen CD2-like. The transcript is spliced from 5 exons. The record is from RefSeq and is a predicted model, not a curated record. Lineage: Eukaryota; Metazoa; Chordata; Actinopteri; Osteoglossiformes; Osteoglossidae. Gene Ontology annotation, cellular component: membrane. The coding region runs from base 31 to 1086 and encodes 351 amino acids.
CGCACACACACACAUGCACACGGGGACACGAUGAGGGCCACCAUCCUCUCCGUGCUGCUCCUCUGCUCAACCACCUUCAUCCUCGGAGUAACAGCCGACGCCAAGUGCGAUGUGAGCGGAGAGGUUGGAGACAGGGUGCCCAUUGAUCUGGGUUAUCCGUACACCAAAGCAGAAGAUGAACUGGUCUGGAAACGCAGCACAGUGACAAUCAUUAAGCAAAAGAAAGGAAAACUCGUAACAGGAAAAGAAGGAGAUGUAGAGGAUAAUGGAUCCCUUGUCCUGCACAAUGUGACGAUGGAGCAGAAAGGAGAAUAUUCUGCUGAAGUGUUUAACAGUGGUGGAAAACAGGUGUACUCAGUAACGAAGAACUUGUGCGUGAGAGAGAAAGUUUCGAAACCCGGCAAGCCCUCGUUCACGUGCUCGGAUUUCUCGGUCAAACUGACCUGCAGUGCGCAGGGCACCAGCUCGGACAUCGUGUGGCUGAAGAACAACAAAGAGACGAAGAAGACGGGCACAGCUCUGAUUCUGAAGCUCACCGAAAUAACGGCAGCUGAUGAAUUCUCCUGCAGCAUCUCAAACAAAAUCCGUUCGGCGCAGAGCGACGCCGUCAAGGUGUCAUGUCCAGGUCUCACUCCAGAACGAAAACUCUUCGGCUUGGACAUGUACAUCAUGAUAGCGAUCCUCGCGGGAGGAGGCGGCCUGUUCCUCAUCCUCGUCGGGGUCCUGGUCUUCUGCUGCUUCCGCCGCUACAGGCAGAACAAGAACCGGUUUAGAGAUGAGGAGGAGCUCCGACUGGCCGCCGUCACCCAGCAGCAGCAGCAGCAGCAGAAGCGGCAGGAGCAGCGGCACCAGGAGCAGGAUCCGUACGCGCACCCGCACGGGCAGCACCGGCACCAGGCGCCCCCGCGAGGACACGCGCCGCCCUGCCCCCACCCGCAGAACGGAGACGGACAGACGCCGGCGCCGCCCAGGUCGAGAGGCAAACCCCGCUCCAGACCGCCGCCGGUGCCCGCCGAGGACGGGGCGGAGGAGCAGCCGCCACCCCGACCCAGGCCGAGGCAGUCGGCGCCCCGGCACAACCGCUAG